UCAUGUUAUGACACUGAGAAGGAAACCAUUUAUAUCAGGCAGCCGAACAGAAGCUCAUUUUUUGUAAAAAUAACCAACUAAAAACAAUAACAUGCCGUAUUAAUUAUAUAAUUUAAACGGACACAUAAAAGGAGAAUGUUACGUUUGUGAGGGACUUUGUUUAAGUGGAUUUGAAGCAAUGCGGCGGCUUUACGUCGGCGGGUUGAACCACACAGUCACCCAGAAGGAUCUGAAGGAUCGCUUUGGAAAGUUCGGGGAGGUGCUGGACGUGGAGCUACGAACCAGGAGGGAUGAGGAGGGCGUUCCUUAUAAAACCUUUGCCUACAUCAACGUCAACAUUUCUGACACAGACCUGAAGAAAUGUUUGACGGUUCUGAACAAAUCCAAGUGGAAAGGAGGGACGCUGCAGAUUGAGACGGCCAAAGAGAGCUUCCUCCACAGGUCGGUUUUAUUGCUGAACUUCAUGUUUAUAGAGGAAGCUGCUGG
Cyprinodon variegatus (sheepshead minnow) is the source of this 486-nucleotide messenger RNA. It is a transcript of the gene nol8, whose product is annotated as nucleolar protein 8. The record is from RefSeq and is a predicted model, not a curated record. The annotation marks the transcript as partial. The transcript is spliced from 4 exons. Gene Ontology annotation, molecular function: RNA binding. Lineage: Eukaryota; Metazoa; Chordata; Actinopteri; Cyprinodontiformes; Cyprinodontidae.